Messenger RNA from Neogale vison (American mink), 1401 nucleotides. RefSeq names its product family with sequence similarity 89 member A (gene FAM89A). The transcript has 2 exons. The record is from RefSeq and is a predicted model, not a curated record. The coding region runs from base 1 to 549 and encodes 182 amino acids. Lineage: Eukaryota; Metazoa; Chordata; Mammalia; Carnivora; Mustelidae.
AUGAGCUGGGCCGGAGCGGCGCAGGGGGCGGCGGACGCGGCCCGGGGACUGCGGGUGGACGGGCUGCCCCCGCUGCCCAAGAGCCUGAGCGGGCUGCUGCACUCGGCGGCGGGCGGCGGCGCGGCGGGCGGCUGGCGGCACCUGGAGCGGCUCUACGCGCAGAAGUCGCGCAUCCAGGACGAGCUGAGCCGCGGGGGCGCGAGCGGCGGCGGGGCCCGGGCCGCGGGGCUACCCGCCAAGCCGCCCAACCUGGACGCCGCGCUGGCCCUGCUCCGCAAGGAGAUGGUCGGCCUGCGACAGCUGGACAUGUCCUUGCUCUGCCAACUCUACAGCCUCUACGAGUCCAUUCAGGAGUAUAAGGGGGCGUGCCAGGCUGCGUCCAGCCCGGACUGCACUUACGCCCUGGAGAACGGCUUCUUCGAUGAGGAGGAGGAGUAUUUCCCGGAGCACCACGCCCUCCACGAGGGGAGGGAACGGGGCCCCCCAAGGGACCUGUCUCUGCCUGUCUCCUCGAUCUCUGGCAGCGACUGGAUUCUGGAGUCCAUCUAGAGAGGGAUCUUAGCAGAGGCCGCUGCUGCCCACUGGACACACUCAGCCUCAGCUCCCCCUCUCAAAGAAAUCUCCUUCGCUCCUCCAUCGGGGGCAGUCGCCGGGUGCGAGAGGCCAGCGCUGCCAGCUUAAUUUGGAGGACCCCGUGGCAAUCUGUCGCCAGGGCUGGAGUCUCCGCCUGGGUGGCCUCGAGGUGCUCAGCGACACUACUGUGCAGAGACCCUCCUGCCCACGAGUCCUGUCCAUGCUGGGACCCUAACAGGAGGAUCCUGGGGCAAAGGCCCUCCCAAGGAUCUUUCCCCCAAGACGACUUUUGCCGGUUACUUCCUUGCAGGCAGUAGAUGGUUUGCUGCUGUAGGAACUGGCUCCAGGCUGCAGACUAGGAAAACUCCCACUUCGCGGCCCCCUUCCUUCUACAUCCGGCAGCCAUUCUUGCUUCCGUCUUGUGAGCGUUGAAGGCUCUUGGUUGGGCUUUCUUAAUUGCCAGCUGCAUGACUAAUGGUCCCAAUGACUCAGUGAAAGCUUUGUACCAAAAAAAAAAAAAAACAACCCAAAAAAACAAAACCAAAAAAAACCCCUAAACAUUUCAGGUCACACCAAUCAACACCAUUCUCUUCACCUGUCAAAAUCUGGAUCCUUCUUUGUCUAUCAUAUGGGGUGUCAUUCACUGUAAGAUGGCAAACUUUUUGUUCUGGAAGGUUCUCAGUGUGAACUAGUCUAUUAGAAAGCAAUCCUGCCUUUUCCACUCGACACAAUGAUCACCUUAAGCCUUAACAUAUUUAUUAAAAUCUUUUAUGAACGCUUUACACUUUGUAGGUUAAAAAUGAGGAUAAAAUGCUAACCCCCACCCCC